CUUGAAAACAGUUUCAAUUUGCAACCCAUAGCUACAAACUAGAAAUGGCAACAACAACAGAAGAAGAACAAGAAGAGUACAUGCAACAACUCAGAUCCAAAGCAACAGAACUUUUCAUCAGAGAAGAAUGGAACGAUUCAAUUCAAGCAUAUUCCCAAUUCAUCACUCUCUGCACCCACAAUCUCUCUCUUCCUCACUCUGACCCACAAAAACUUCACAAAUCUCUCUGCAUAGCCCUCUGCAACCGCGCCGAAGCUAAAUCCAGAUUACGUGAUUUCAACUCCGCAUUGCAAGAUUGUGAUCAUGCUUUGCAACUUGAUGCUACCCAUUUCAAAACCCUAGUUUGCAAAGGUAAGAUUUUGCUUUUUCUUAAUAGAUACUCAAUGGCUCUUCAUUGCUUUAAAACAGCUCUUCUUGAUCCUCAAGCUAGUGGGAACUCUGAAUUUCUUGUUGGGUAUUUUGAAAAAUGUAAAAAGUUUGAAUUUUUAUCAAGGACUGGGAAUUUGGAUCUUUCUGAUUGGGUUUUGAAUGGGUUUCCUGGUAAGGCUCCUGAACUUGCUGAGUAUAUUGGUUCUGUUGAGAUUAGAAAAUCGGAAAUUAGUGGGCGUGGGGUUUUCGCAACAAAGAAUAUUGAUGCAGGGUCUUUGAUUUUGGUUACUAAGGCAAUUGCAAUUGAGAGGAGUAUAUUGGCAGGUAAAGAUUUGAGUGAGGAUACACAAUUAGUUAUGUGGAAGAAUUUUAUUGAUAAAGUUGUUGAUUUUGUUAGAAAAUGUCAUAAGACUAGGGAUUUGAUUGGUAAAUUGUCAAUUGGGGAAAAUGAGGAUGAACUUGAGGUGCCUGAUGUAGAACUCUUUAGGCCUGAGAGCAUUGGUGAAAUGCAUUCAAGUGAGGAUAUUGAUAUUGAUAUGGUGAAGUUAUUGGCUAUAUUGGAUGUUAAUUCUCUAACUGAGGAUGCAGUUUCGGCCAAUGUUUUGAGGAAGAACAAUGAUUGUUAUGGUGUUGGGUUAUGGUUGCUUCCUUCAUUCAUCAAUCACUCCUGUUGUCCUAAUGGGAGGCGAUUGCAUGUUGGGGAUUAUUUGAUAGUUCAUGCUUCAAGAGAUUUGAAAGCCGGUGAAGAGAUAACUUUGGCCUAUCUUGAUCCACUUACUUCCUUGAACAAGAGAAAAGAUAUGUCAGUGACAUGGGGGAUUCAUUGUAAGUGCAAGAGGUGCAAGUUUGAAGGGGAAAUCUUGUUCUCCAAGCAAGAGAUGAAGGAGAUUGAGAUUGGUAUUGAAAGAGGGAUGGAUGUUGGUGGUUUGGUGUAUAAACUUGAGGAACAAAUGAAGAGAUGGAAGGUUAGAGGGAAAGAAAAGGGAUACUUGAGGGCUUCAUUUUGGUCUUUAUACUCGGAGGCUUACGGUUCGGAGAGGUGUAUGAAAAGAUGGGGAAGGAGGAUUCCAGCAUUGGAUGCAGUGGUUGAUAGUAUCACAGAUGUAGUGGGAGGUGAUCACAGGGUGCUUAAGAUUUUGAUGGAGGAAUUGAAGAAAAAAGGCGGUGGUAGUGGUGGUGGAAAUUUGGAGAUGGAGAAAGUUUUCAAGUUAGCAAGAGAAGUGUAUGGAAAGGUAGUGAAAAAGCAAGCAAUGAAGACACUGCUUGAGCUUUGCAUUGCUGAUUGAUUAUCAGUUCUUUUUCCAUUUCCUUUUCAUUUGAUGUCUUCUGUACUUAUUUGUAAGCAUGAGUCUGUUUCAUGCCACGAUCAACUCAAGUUGUCAUGGCAAUGACAACCGACAAUGCUGUGAAAUUCAAUUUUAUCGAUAAUUUCAGUUAACAUAAAUUGUAUUCAGCUUCUAUUUAUGCUCAAUAUUCAUUUUUCAUAUGUUAUUCCAAAUUAAGUCUGCUGAAAAUUUCAUAAUUCAUAGUGCUCUGUAACUAUUAACUAAACAGGGUUUGUGUGUGAAAUUGUUUAUGUUAGUAGCCUUACCAACUGCUGCUAACCAGCAUGUAUAUUCUAAUAAUAUCAUGAUAG
Molecule: messenger RNA, 2005 nt
Organism: Trifolium pratense (red clover)
Lineage: Eukaryota; Viridiplantae; Streptophyta; Magnoliopsida; Fabales; Fabaceae
Product: methyltransferase FGSG_00040
Exons: 1
Coding region: 45-1655 (536 amino acids)
Molecular function (GO): protein binding
Source: RefSeq, a predicted model, not a curated record